ACUCCUCUCAUUUCAAGUCAAUGCUGUGGAAGAGAGCCAAAGAUCAGUAAUAACUAAUACUUUUUCACAGUGCAGUCCAAAUCAUCUCACCAUGUUAGUUUCAAUUGCACUGCUAUGCCUCUGCCUUUUAUUUCUUAUUCUUCAACUCAAAUCCAAGAGGCCGAAGAACUUCCCACCGGGACCCCCAGUCCUUCCCCUGGUGGGGAACACUUUGCAGUUGAGUUUGGAGAACCCCUUACAGGACUUUGAGAGGCUGAGGAAGUCUUAUGGAGAUGUCUACAGUAUUUUCAUCGGCCGUAAACCAGCUGUAGUCAUCAAUGGGCUGAAGGCCGUAAAGGAGGCGAUGGUGACUAAGGCUGUUGAUUUUGCUGGACGACCCCAAGACUUGUUUGUUAAUGAUUUCACCAAGAGUAAAGGAGUAAUUUUGGUCGAUUAUGGCUCUAAUUGGAGGGAACAUCGUCGCUUUUCUUUGAUGACUUUGAGGAACUUUGGUCUGGGGAAGAACUCGAUGGAGGACAGGAUUCAUGAAGAGAUAAAAUACAUCGUUAGAACCUUGGAAGACAGUGUUGGUAAAACCAUGAGUCCUCAAGUUAUGUUUCACAAUGCGGCUUCCAACAUCAUCUGCCAGGUCCUGUUUUCUACACGCUACGAGUAUGAUGAUGCGCUAAUCAAACAGAUUGUUCAGUGCUUCACUGAGAAUAUCAAGAUGGCCAAUGGACCGUGGGCUAUGCUCUAUGACACUUUCCCCAUAAUUCGUAACCUGCCACUGCCCUUCCAAAAGGCCUUUGAGAAUAUAGAGACUUUAAAGAAAAUUGCAAUUGGUUUGAUCAAUGAGCACAAGAAGACCAGAGUACCUGGAGAGCCACGAGAUUUUAUUGACUGCUAUCUGGAUGAACUGGAGAAGCGAAGCAAUGAUAGGUCUUCAUUCUCAGAGGAGAAGCUCAUUAUGAAUGCUUUAGAUCUUCACCUUGCUGGGACUGACACCACCUCCAACACCCUCCUUACUGCUUUCCUUUACCUUAUGAACUACCCACACAUACAAGAAAGAUGUCAGCAGGAGAUAGACGACGUGUUGGGAGGGAAGUAUCGGGCCAGUUUUGAGGACAGACACAAGAUGCCUUACACACAGGCUGUGAUUCACGAGAUACAGAGAGUUGCCAACACUGUUCCUCUCAGUGUCUUCCACUGCACCACUAAAGACACAGAGCUGAUGGGCUAUUCCAUUCCCAAGGGAACAAUGAUCAUCGAGAAUCUGACCUCAGUGCUCAGCGAGGAGGGACAGUGGAAAUUCCCUCAUGAAUUCAACCCUGAAAACUUCCUUGAUGACAAAGGAGAGUUUGUUAAACCAGAGGCCUUCAUGCCUUUCUCUGCAGGUCCUCGGGUGUGUCUCGGGGAGGGUCUGGCUCGUAUGGAGCUCUUCCUCAUGAUGGUGACUCUGCUGAGGAAGUUCAAGUUCAUCUGGCCCGAGGACGCAGGAGAACCAGACUUCACUCCAGUCUUUGGAGCCACUUUGACUCCCAGCCCUUAUCGCAUGAAGGUCCAACUCAGGACCGCGCACUGAAGUGGCGUGCACAGGUGGAAGAUGCAGAAAGAAAAAGUGCCACUUUGUUUUGAAAACCUAUUUAAUUAGGAAUGCUGUACUUUUGCAGUAGUUUCAAUAGCUUUAACUGGUUCUACUGGGAAAAUUCCCCUGAGAUGUUUUUAACAUAAUGAUUCUCAAACUGUGGGACAUGGAGCCUCUGCAGGUGGGGCGUGGAUGACGAGGGGAAUGAUGAGAAAAAAGAUAAGUUGAUUAGUAUCUGUUGAGUGGUAUUUAUUGAAACUCAGCUGAUUAGAUGAAAAUGGUGGUGGAGUGAGACGUGCUUUGGGCUUCUGUCUAGUGUAUUAAAACACUAGACAGUCUCUAAUAAAUAUGCCAAACUCAUACUUGUCUUAAUCCUUUUUAAAUCACUUUUGCAAACAUUUUGCUUUGGAGCUCCUUGAUAUUAGAUAUUAUUCAUAACUCUUGACUUACUCUGAGUCAGUAUAAAUGGAAGCAUCACUGAGGCUACGAACAACUCCGAAUGCUACAGUCACUUACAUUAUUCCUCUUUCCAUUAAAAAGGUGCAACUCUAAAAACACUUUAAAAAACAAUGAAUGAUAACCAACAGCAGGUGAUGGAGGUAUGCUUUGGAGACCUGUCAUCAAAGCAUGCAAAUUAAAUGUGUACCAGCUGCUGCAGCAUGGGUGCUAUUGUUGUUGUUGUUGUUGUUAAGUGUGUGCAACAGUGUUGUCACAGCAAAACGUUGUCCUUUAGACGUCUCAUGUAGCAGAAAAAAUGAGUGAAACUUUUCUCCUUUGGCCUUACUGUCUUUGAACAGGUUUUGUCAACACAACCACUCAAGAUGUGUUGAAAACUUUACACACGAGGGGAACACACCAGUCUUCUGUCUUUUGUUUACUAGCACAAGUUAAAAAGAAAUAAUCAUGUCACUGUGCGACUGACCGUCAGAGCCAGACUUUGGCCGUUUAGCACAACUGUUACUGUUCAAAAAACAGUUUGAAGUAAUAACGUAAAAUACAUUUAUUACAGUCAUUCCUUGAACUGCACUGUGGCCGCUAAAGUGAUUCUUCUUCAGUUUUCAAGAUGGCGCCAGUGUUCACGGCGGGCCGUCUCUUCGACUUCUGUUUGCUGUUCGUUAUUUGUUCUUUUUUGUGUUGUCCUGGUGUCUACACGCUUUUCACAUAUGAUCGUCAAACUCUUCUGAAUCUUAGGCCUUUGCAUCACCAAACACCUGAUCUGAAGUGGAAUUCAGAAAAUUUACCCUCGCUACCUACGCCGCUUACCUUUUUCUCCUCCACACAAGAAGCGAUCUAGGAGACGGGGUAAACGAGGUGUUCUCCGUGUUCGCAUCAAGGCUUUUCGAAAUCCUCAUAAUGUGGCUACUUGCAGUGCUUUCAUGGACACCCUACCACCUUCCCGUGCUCACUGGGAUCACUCAAGCCACAGAUUGUUCUGUCAUCGCUGGAUUCGCCCUGUUGGACCUCAUGCUCCCGUGGACCUGCCAGCUGAGCCUCCACCCUUUCGGAGUUGGGUACGGUCUUCCAGAGCCGGUGUGAACCACAGCAACCUUCGCCACCUGAGAUAUGUUCCAGCCAGCAAAAAUGUGACCCCCCCCCCUCCAGAUGGCCCUGCUAAACACAAGAUCACUGGCAAAUAAAACUUUUGUCCUAAACUACUUUUUUCUCUCAUCGGCGUUGGAUUACUUUUUCCUGACGGAAACCUGGCUUCAUCCCGGUGAGUUCUUCUGCUUCUCGUAGCUUCUCCCUUCUGACUGUGCUUUUAUUAGCUUCACCCGAAUUUGUGGCAGAGGUGGACGGCUAGCCUCGGUUUUUGGAAAAAGAUUUCGAUGCUGGCAACUGCCUCCUGUCUUGUACCCCAGCUUUGAGGUGAAGAUAUUGGAGCUAAACUCUGUCCCCUCAAUUCUUUGUGCUGUGGUGUACCGUCCUCUGAAAUUCAAUAAGGAUUUUAACGUUGAAUUUACUGACUUACGAGGAAGGUGAUCGUAUUCUAAUUGUUGGCGAUUUCAACAUCCAUGUUUGCUGUGAGACUGGACCACUAGUCAAAUACUUCCUUACCCUUAUCAACACUUUUAAUCUCACUCAAUGGGUUAGAAAACCAACCCACAUAAAAGGACAUAUGCUUGAUCUGGUAUUGUCGAAUGGCUUAGUUAUUUCCAUUACAGAUAUCAAGGACUCUGGAAUUUCAGAUAAUUUUCCGGUCAUGUUCGAUGUUUCAGUGUGUAAUGUGGAGCUGAGACCACUGCUCAUUUCCCCGCUGCUUUUAUCAACUCGGUCCUUUGUUAUGCUAACAGUAAUAAUGAUCUUUCGGUUGAUGAGCUCACUAAUCUGCUUAUCUCAGCUUGCUCCUCUAUUCUCGAUACCGUGGCUCCUCUAAGGACUAAGCGCACUAAACUGUUACAUCAACCCUAGUUGAACGAAACUACAUGCGCUCUCAGACGCGAAUGCCGUCACACUGAGAGAAAAUGGAAAAAGCACAAACUUCAGGUCUCUUUUGACAUCCUACAAAAUUGUUUAUCAAAAUAUCAAAAGACUGUUAAAUCUGCCAAGUCUGCCUUCCUGUCAGGUAUAAUUGCAAAAAACAGUCACAAGCCUCGAGUCCUUUUUCAAAUCUUUAACUCUAUGAUUAACCCUGAUGUCAUUACUCGUAGAGAUGCUUAACCUGCACUCUGUGAUAACUUCCUCCAGUAUUUCACUGAUAAAAUCUCAGCCCUAAGGCCUCCAUUUUUGCCUACAUUGGCUGACCAAGUUCCUGCUUCUCAAGUUCAGAUUGUUUUUCAGCAGUUUGAGUGUCUUUCUCCACCUUAAAGGAGAUAAUUGGUCACCUUAGAAUUUCUCACUCCCCACAUGAUAUUCUUCCCUCCUGCAUCUUCAAGGAAGCUUUGAACACCAUUGGGCCUGAACGCAUCACUGUCAUCAGGUUGUGUGCCGAUUGCCUUGAAACAUGCUGUUGUUAUUAUUACUUGACCCUAGUGCUCUCUCCAGUUACAGGCCAAUUUCCAAACUCCCUUUUAUGUCUAAAAUUUUGGAAAAAGUAGUUAUUAAGCAACUUCAGUCCUUCUUAGACGCUAACAAUAUUGGUAAGUGGUAAGUAAUAAGUUCCAGUCUGGUUUUAAGGCUCGCCACAGUACAGAAACGGCUUUAGUAAGUUUUUAAUGAUUUACUUUUAACUGGCGACUCAGGCUGCUCUGUGGUGUUGGUUUUACUGUAUUUGACCUCUGCAUUCAAUACGGUUGAUCACAUUUUAUUAUGGAGGCUGGAGCAUGUUGUUGGUCUCAAAGAUUUAAAUCAUGUCUUUCAGAGAGGACUUGCUAUGGGCCAGUACUCUUCUUCUUCUGCCCCUUUGGCUAUCACAAAACAUUCUCACUUUGAAUGAAAAUAAAACUGAAGUAAUUGUCUUUGACAGUCAUACCCCUCUGGGUCAGUUCAUAGACACCCUUGGUCUUCUUGCCAGCUUCUCUCUCACACGUUGAGAAACCUUGGAGUGUUUUUGGAUAGCUGUUGAGAGAAAACUCAGGAGGCAAGAAACACAGACUCAGCGAUAUUGCAUGUACAUGGACGAAUGUCCCAACACAGCCUCACACAGUGACGUGUAUGAGACGAGUCACGGAGGAUUCGUGCCGGAGCAUCAGCUUGCUCUUUAUUAUAUAGUCAGUUCUUACAUAGCAUAUUUCAGGGCGCCACCCCUUGUGAGUACGGAAACAACUCCUUACAAGGCACUGGAGUGAUAACCAUAAAACAUAUAUGUUCAACUGUCACAACAGGAACUGGUCAAGCUUAUCUCAGUAAACUCAGCAAAGGGUGAGGCUUCCUAUAGCAGCUUCCUCAUGCAAGCUUUGUCAGCAAACACAGUAUAUGCAAGAGUUUAAAUGAGGCUAAACAACUAGGGAUUUUUAACUACAAUAAAGCAUAAUACAUAUAAAAAUUCUUUAACAAUAGCUCUCUUAAAUUGGACAAGCCAGUGUCCUCAGUAGUAAAAACUACCUUUUAUCAGUUGCGUUUGAUAUCAAAGGCACUUAUAUUCCUUUAAAAGUACUUGAAAAACGUAUUCAUGCAUUUAUCACCUGUAGACUGGACUAUUGUAACUCUCUAUACCUGGGCCUCCAACAAUCCUCCCUCUACCGCUUGCAGUUAGUUCAAAAUGCUGCUGCACGCUUUCUAACAGUAUGAUGAUAGUAUGAUCAUAUCACCCCAGUUCUGGCUAAUUUGCACUGGCUCCCCCUUAGAGCAACCUAGACCCCGGCUGAAGUCCAGAGGUGCUCGGGCCGUUGCAAUUGCAGCACCUACACUCUGGAAUAGUCUUCCUGCUUCUAUUCGCACUUCUGAGUCUAUACUUCUUUUAGAUCGCAUCUUAAAACUCAUUUUUUUACUUUGGCUUUUGCAUCAAAUUAGUUUCAACUGUCAUCAGGCCUGUUUUAUGUCUGUCACCUUUGAUGUUUGUUGGUGUGUUUGUUGUUUGUUUGUUAACUUUUAAUCUCUUGCUGUUUUUUGCUGAUUGUUAAGCACUUUGAUCAACCCUGUUGUUUGUAAAUGAAUAAACCUGGACCUGAUCCUGA
This is a messenger RNA of Oreochromis niloticus (Nile tilapia), 6117 nucleotides long. Its product is annotated as cytochrome P450 2J6-like. The record is from RefSeq and is a predicted model, not a curated record. Gene Ontology annotation, molecular function: oxidoreductase activity, acting on paired donors, with incorporation or reduction of molecular oxygen, reduced flavin or flavoprotein as one donor, and incorporation of one atom of oxygen; heme binding; iron ion binding. The transcript is spliced from 11 exons. Gene Ontology annotation, cellular component: intracellular membrane-bounded organelle; cytoplasm. Lineage: Eukaryota; Metazoa; Chordata; Actinopteri; Cichliformes; Cichlidae. Bases 92 to 1561 code for a protein of 489 amino acids. Gene Ontology annotation, biological process: xenobiotic metabolic process.